This is a messenger RNA of Miscanthus lutarioriparius, 1395 nucleotides long. The record is from the annotation of a GenBank genome assembly. Lineage: Eukaryota; Viridiplantae; Streptophyta; Magnoliopsida; Poales; Poaceae.
AUGAUGUCCUCGGAUUACACUGAUGGAUUAUUAUACUUUUUGACAGCAUCUCCACCGCCUCAGGCAUCUGUUACUUCUACAAUGAUACGGAAACGAAGGGCAGACGUCAUCCUCUGCGAUGAUGCAUCUUCCUCCUCAAGAUCUGCCCGUCGUCGGGUUUCAUUUACCCAAACCAAUGCCACGGCGAAUCCCACUAUUGGAAGCUUCGGUCCACACAAACAAGUAGACAUCAAGUGUACACAUGUGAUUUCGGUAGGCAACCAAGAUGGGCCUUGCCCGGUUGUACAUGCAAUACGAUGGAAUCCUAAUCCUCAGGCAUGUUCAGAGGCUAAUUCCAAUUCUAUGCUUGGAUGUGUCUCAAGCAAAGGAGUGCAUAUAUACAGUUUAAAGAAAAAGCAUAGAAAAUGGACCCCACUGGAGAUUGCACAUCGUCCCACUUGUGAAGGGACAUCUCUGGGGUGGCACAGUGGAGGUCGGGUCCUUGCUACUGCAUCAAGUGGCUCGGGAGGUAAACCAGGGGCCUUAUCCAUCUUGUCAUAUGAUGGAAACAAUGGUUUUAGGGCCAGGACUGCACUCCAGUGCCCUGAAGGAGAGUCCAUAAGUUCAUUGUGUUGGGCAAGGAAAGGCAACUUCCUUAUUCUGAGCUUACAUCUGUCAUCAACUAUCUGUUUCCUUCGAGUCACUAAUGAUGAUCCAGAAAAUUUGGAGAAUUUGGGACUUGUCAAAUACAGUGAUCAUUUUGAUGGAAGGUCUCCGAUUAUGCUGGCAUCAGAUCUUGGUCGUGUAUCGGACUUUAUAAUUUGCCAUGUGCACGUAUUUCAACAUUCAGGGGUAGAUCAGGUUACCUGGGAGAUCUCCAAUUUCAUCAAUAUUCCGAUGGGCAUUCGCGGAAUGGUCUAUGAUGAUGGUGAUCAUGGGUUAUUUACUAUAGAGCGGGACAAAUGGACGUAUUGGAGAAUAAAUAUGGGUGUUAACAAUUUAAACUAUCUGACUAAGGUUGCUACGUCGCCUGACAAUGAGCAUGCUAAAAGAAGGGGGUCGCGGUUCAAAUACGAUUCAGAGUAUAUGUCGAUAGCUAUUUCACACUCUGGAAAGUAUGUUGCAACCGGAGGUAGGGACACUCUUUGCUAUCAUUUGAAGAAACGUGUUGGACGUGAAAUUGAGGUAACAUUGAAAGGUUGUAGAGGGCAUGAUGUUAAUUAUGGUGAUGUCAAAUGCAUUGACUUUAACCCUAUGGAGGAUAAAACUAAGAUGCUGGCAUUAGGUGGAGACACUGGUUAUAUCCAUAUCUGGGCGGUAGUUAACAGAGUCAAAAUGAUCACUGUAUUUGACAAGUCCCAAAUUCUCCAAAUUUUCUGGAUUAUCAUUAGUGACUCGAAGGAAACAGAUAGUUGA